Trichechus manatus latirostris (Florida manatee) is the source of this 3228-nucleotide messenger RNA. It is a transcript of the gene CPPED1, whose product is annotated as calcineurin like phosphoesterase domain containing 1. The record is from RefSeq and is a predicted model, not a curated record. The coding region runs from base 92 to 1033 and encodes 313 amino acids. The transcript is spliced from 4 exons. Gene Ontology annotation, molecular function: hydrolase activity. NCBI's taxonomy places the organism in Eukaryota, Metazoa, Chordata, Mammalia, Sirenia, Trichechidae.
CGAACGGGACAGGCUCGUUGGUUAGGCCUUGUGGGUUCACGCCGCUCACUCCCACGCAGUGUGCUGAGGCGCAGCUACAGGCUCUGUCGCCAUGUCGGCCGUGGAGGCGGGGGGUAUUUUCCACAGAGCCCGGGGCAGGACCCUGGACGCGUUUUCUGCAGAAAAGGAAAGGGAAUGGAAAGGCCCAUUCUACUUCAUCCAAGGUGCAGACCCGCAGUUUGGACUGAUGAAGGCCUGGUCUGUUGGAGACUGUGACGGAGGCGGUGACGAGUGGGGACAGGAGAUCCGUCUGACCGAACAAGCCGUCCAAGCCAUCAACAAGCUGAACCCCAAACCCAAAUUCUUUGUUCUGUGCGGUGACCUCGUCCAUGCCAUGCCAGGAAUGCCCUGGCGGAAGGAGCAGACAGAGGACCUGCAGCGCGUGCUCAAGGACGUUGACAGGGAGAUCCCACUGGUCUUUGUCAGCGGCAACCAUGACAUCGGCAACGUCCCCACGGCCGAGUCCAUCGCGGAGUUCUGCCAGACUUGGGGAGAUGAUUAUUUCAGCUUCUGGGUUGGGGGCGUCCUGUUCCUCGUCCUCAACUCCCAGUUCUUCUAUGAUGCCUCCAGGUGCCCUGCCUUGAAGCAGGCCCAGGACCAGUGGCUGGAUGAGCAGCUGAGCAUCGCAGGGGAGCGCAAGUGCCAGCAUGCGAUUGUCUUCCAGCACAUUCCACUGUUCCUCCAGAGCCUCGACGAAGAGGAUGACUACUUCAACCUUAGCAAGUCAGUCCGGCAGGAGAUGGCAGACAAGCUCACCGAAGCAGGUAUCAAAGCUGUGUUCUCAGGUCACUACCACAGGAAUGCGGGAGGCAUCUACCAGGACCUCGACAUGGUGGUGUCGUCUGCCAUCGGAUGCCAGCUGGGCAAAGACACCCAUGGGCUGCGAGUGGUGGUGGUCACCACCGAAAAAAUCGUUCAUCGGUACUACAGUUUAGAUGAGCUGAGUGAGAGAGGAAUAGAAGAUGACCUGAUGGGUUUGAUGAAGAAGAAAUGAUUGCCCUUUAUGAGCUAUUCACUUUCCACUUCCACUGUUUUUUCAUUUUGCCAGAAACAGCAGCUGCACACAACUCCUUACUGAAAAAUGAAAGUAGACCAGGCAAAUUUGUGAAUUUAUGUCCUUUUGCAUAAAUCAGAGAGCUGGGUCUUAUCCUAAAUUAUGUUCAAAAUAGAACUGCCCUCCCUUUGAAAAAGGGAAUGGAAGCCUAGAAAUAAAAAAUAAAUGAUAUAAUAUCUCUGUUUGAAUAAAGUCUCCUAAUACUGUGUUUCUCAGCUCUGCUUUGGAAUGAGAUUGCUUUCUGACAGCAUAUGGCCCAUGUCUGUCUAAGUACCUCAGUCCUAACUUGAUAUCCAAAUGUCCAAGUGUAGUGUUUGAUAAUUCCUUGAACAAACUAUAUCAGAUUGUCUUAAAUUGUGGUCUUAACUCCCAAAAUGCUAGGAAAAACAAAGGCGAUCUCCUUUCCUUCCUCACAAAACAAAUAAUUUUCUCCCAUUACCAGUCUUAUUUUAAUAAGGAGCUUAUUUAAUAAGGAGCCUCCAUUUGCUGUUAGAUUCUGAAGCAUCCAUUGUUGCUGAUGAUAGGAAUCGAAUAUGGUGGACAGCCACAGCUUCAGUUUGCCUUCCUGGUAACUAGGAAAGUCAACUUCGCACAUACAUCAGCCAAAUAAAAAAAAUCUCAUCCAAGAGACGAGACCGAAGCCCUGAAAUGUUAUCCAUCCCCCACCGUAGUCACUCGGCAGCGUGUUCUGAGUUUGUCCACAUUUACUUUCUGAUGCUGCAGCAACUUGGCAGGUUGGGGUUUUCCUGGCACCAGAAUAAACCACUUGCCAUGGAGUUGAUUCUGACUCCAUAUGUGUCAGAGUAGAACUGUCUUCAGUAGCUGAUUUUUUGGAAGUCAGUUGCCAGGCCUUUCUUUCAAGGCGCCUCUGGGUGGACUCAGACCUCCCACGUGUCAGGUAGCCAGUAGGCACAUUAACCACUUGCACCAUCCAGGGCCUCUGAGAUCAGAAUGUCCCUCCCUUUAGGAGAUUACUUACUGUGCCUACUUUGACAAAAACAGUAGGACUAGAUGCAGAAUUCCCAGAAGAAACAAAGCAGAAAUUCUAGUGGAGCAAACACAGUGCUGUUGGCUCUGUUAUCUGAACUGGCGCCUGUUUUGAUUAAAUACACCGGUGCAGUAACCACUGAGGAGAGACUGUGCAUGAAAAUCAGCAUUGUUUUUAUGUAAUUCACCCUGCCACAUCAUAUCAGCAGUCCCCGACGCACUGCGUAAUUCUAUCCACGAAAUCUUUUCAGCAAUUGUCCCGGCGGACAAGUAAUUUACAUACUCUGAAUCCUGCCAGGAAUUACAGCGUUACUCAGUAACAUUCAGUAAUCCUAAAACUACUUGAAAAACGGACUGGUUACAAAUGAACUGCAAAGUCCAUUAAAUUAGGAGAAUUUUCUUGUUAAAAAGUUUUAGUCAAUGUAACAAAACCAUGAGAAAUUAAAUAGAAAGAUAAUUGGAUAUGUAAAUUCAUAAGGAAUAAAAGGUGAGAAGUUAAUUACACCGAUUGGUGACACACCAUAGCUCAUUGUUAUGUGGCAUGAGAAGAUUAAAAAUUUUCAAAAUUAGAAUGCUCCUUUCAGUGUUUUGCUGUAUUCUUGUUUUGUGUUCAUUUUUCUUUAGACAGGUGUGGAUAUAAGAGGUCAAGAAGAGGAAUUCAGUAAGGGUGUAACUAAAAAACCACGUUUGAGGCUUGGGAUGUGGUAACACUUUCAGAAUUAGAUAUGUAAGAAGACUUGUCAAAGACCAGCAUCACAGGGAAAUACCAUAUGAUCCGGCAAUUCCGCUCCUAGGUAUAUACGCCAGAGAACUGAAGGCAGGAACGCAAGCAGGUACUUGUACACCGGUGUUCACUGCAGCACUAUUCACAAUAGCCAAAAGGUGGAAACAGCCUAAAUGUCCAUCAAAGGAUGAAUAGAUAAACAAAAUGUGAUACAUACAUACAAUGGGAUAUUACUCAGCCAUAAAAAGGAAUGAAGUCCUGAUACCUGCUACAGCAUGGAUGAACCUGGAAAACAUGCUGAGUGAAAUAAGCCAGUCACAAAAGAACGAAUAUUGUGUGAUCCCGCUUACAUGAAAUACACAGAACAGGCAGGUUAUAGAGACCAAAGUGUGUUAGUGGUUACCAGAGGUGAGAGGACGGGGCA